UAAAUUCUGCACCACAUUGCUCCUGUUAGUAAUCAGCCAUGAAGCUCCUGAGUGUCUACAUCCUGCCCGUGCUGGUGGCCCUGUCCUUGGCAGGUUGCCCCCUGCCUGCUGAAGUCAAAGAUGAUGAAGGCAACAAGCUGUGUGCCCGCCUGUUCGCGGACAGCAAUGUCUACUAUGAAGACAGCUGUGCCGGAGAUUACCUGGAUGUCAAGCCUGGCCAGGAUGUGCCUUAUAUUGCCCUGAGGUUCAACAACCGCAUCUCCUCAUUGGUCGUGGCUACCCGAUGUGAGCUGACUGUCUGGUCCAAAAAGCCAAAAGAUGGUGUCACUAAGAAGUUCAACAGUGGGUCUUAUCCACGGCUAGAAGAGGUCAAGAAAGGGCUCCUUGGGACCUGGAAUGACUCCAUCUCUUCCUAUUAUUGCAAAUGUAGCUGAGAGAACAGAGGAAGUCUACAGAACCUUCUGGGACAAGAAGAGCCCCUAAGAAGGCAUGAAGGUCCACCAUCCAGCUGCCUCCUGUAUGAUGAUAACCAUCCUUUGAAUCUUCAAAUAAAUCCUCUGAAAAUUCUGAA
Messenger RNA from Rana temporaria (common frog), 571 nucleotides. RefSeq names its product syncollin (gene SYCN). Lineage: Eukaryota; Metazoa; Chordata; Amphibia; Anura; Ranidae. The record is from RefSeq and is a predicted model, not a curated record. The transcript has a single exon. Gene Ontology annotation, biological process: exocytosis. Gene Ontology annotation, cellular component: secretory granule membrane. The coding region runs from base 39 to 434 and encodes 131 amino acids.